Messenger RNA from Vitrella brassicaformis, 10406 nucleotides. The record is from the annotation of a GenBank genome assembly. Lineage: Eukaryota; Vitrellaceae.
GGGUAUUAUCAUCAUGAUUGAUCGGCUGGCUACUGAGUCGUCCAUCCAUCCGUCCAUCCUUCAUCCAUCUGCUUGAAAGUCCGCCAUCUGCUGCACUCACUGCAUGCGCCAUCAACACGCACACACAUACACACACCGGUUCUCGCAGCUCACACGUCAAGAGAGUAGUCAGUCGAAGGAGUCAGUCAGUCAGUCAGGCAGACAGGCAGCCGUUCGUCUACACACCUUCUCAAGCUCCACGAAGCAGUCAGCGGCAUAGCAUAGCGUAGCAUAGCGUAGCACCGGUCAUUCCAUUCAGGCAGCCUGUUGUUUGGCUGCGCGUGAAGUGAACUUACUUGCCACCCAUCCCCUCCCGCGCCCCCACCCACCACACGGCGUGUCCCAUCAUCUUGCCUUGCCCAGCCCAAACUGUGUGUGUGUGCUGGUCUGUCGAGUCGAUAGCGUCGGCUGGUAGAGAUGUGAUGAGCCAGGCAGGAAGGAAGAAAGGCAGCCAGGCAGCCAGGCGGCGGCGUACGCACGAGUCUGUAUAGCUUAUGUAAGUAUCUACAAUCCCACCGGUGCUCUGCUCUCCUUCUACCCUCCCCUGCCCUCCCCCCGAUUAAACUCACAAAUGAGUCAGUCGACCAAUGCAAUCAGACACGCACACACAGGCACACUGACAGGGAAGCAGGCAAACAGGCAGACAGGAAAAGAGAGAGAGAGAGAGAGAGACCUGACUUCCAUCAAUCAGACGGACAGACAGACAGACAGACAGACAGAGAGAGAGAGAAGCGGCAGGGAGGGAGGGAGCGGGCUGGAGGCAGGGAGGGUGACGCAGCGCAGCCCCGCUCGUCUGAUCUGACCACGCCACGUCACGUCGGCCCGGCCAUGCCGUCCACCACAGCUCACUCAAGCACUCAAACUCUCUCAGCUAGCUAGUCUCAGCAGCACGCCUUGCCUUGGCCCUUUCCCAUCCCAUCUGUCUGCCGAUCCUCUCUCGUCAGUCAAUCAUUGUGUGUCAGUCAUUGUGUAUCAUUGUAUUACAAUCUGUAUGGCCGCUAGCUACUGGCCUGGCAGGCUGCCAUCAGGCAGCCCGACCAAACCGAUCAACCAACCGCUCCAAAGGGUCGAGAGAGACGAGACAGCAAAACCGCCGCCCGCCCGCCCGCCCGCCCGCCCGCCCAAAUCGCCAAGUCUACGCUAACUCAGUGGUCGACAACCAUGCAGUCAGUGAGUCGCUCAGUCACUUGCCCCUCCCCCUCCCCCUCCCCCCCGCCCUGCGUGAGUGUGUGUGGCUAACCUAACUGAGGUGUGUGUGUGUGUGUGCUAGAUUAGAUGGGUGUGGGUGCGACGUCGACUAUGGUCCUGGUGGUAUCGACGUAGGUGAGCAGGAGGGCCCCCGCGUGGUUCAGGACCUCGCACUCGCGCUUCUCGGAUAUCAUGCGGUCGUCACAGCUGAUCCUAAACACACACACACACCACCACACAGCCCGCAUUACGCCCAAUCGACCCACCCACCCCAGGCAUCCGCCCGUCCUCUCACCAUUUGUCGUGGCCGCGUCUGACGAAUGCGCUGAAGUGCCCCACGUGGGCCUCCUCGCCGUGGUGGACCACCACCGACACGAGCUGGUAGCUGGGGGGCGGGGCCGGGGCGUUGUCAGGCUCGGCGAGGUGGGGGUGCGCCGCGCGCCAACGGGAGUACUCCUCCCACUUGUGACGCUCCUCAUACCGCCACCUACACACACACACACACACACACACGUAUAGCCGCGCAUGGUGGGGAUGGUUGUGCUGGCUGGUCCGGCAGGCAGUGGCAGUGGCAGUGGGUCGGACCAGUCGAAGUUGAAUUGGAGUUCUCGGCCGUACUCGAUGACCUUGCCCGUCUUGAUAGCCUGGAGCGCACCAAAACCCGUGCGCUUCAAGCUCAACACCAGGAUCUGACAGACAGACACCCACCCCACACAAGCAGAGAGAGAAACGACACACAUCACACAUCACCUACUCUGCCUGUGUGGUGUGGCGUGUUGGCUGUCUGUCUGCGUCGGUUGCCUACGGGGGGCCAGGUCUCGACGAAGAGUUUGUGAUAGAUGUGCCGGUGCUUGGGGUCGGCGCGCAGGACCUCCUCCUCGUCGCGGUCCACCAUGGUGCAGCAGAUGGCGUCCCUGCAGGUGACGUGAGGCACAGGUGGUCAGUGGGAUAAUGGGUCUGUGUGCGUCUGUGAGCGUCUGUGUGUGUCUGUGUGUGUGUGUGUCUGUGCGGCUUGCGUACUCGAUGGUUCUGAUUGUGGUGUCGGUGAUGGCGAGGUCGAGUGUCCAGAAGGCCUCGGGCUUCCACGUCAACUUGCUCUUGUCUGAUGAAUGGAGAGGGGUCAAGGCACACACACACACACAGACACAGACACACAGACACAAGUGGAGUGGCCAAACGAACGAACGAACGAUUCUUGUGUCGGCGGAUCGGUCGCUCGUUCACUCACUCACUCACCGUUGUCAGACUGCACGACCCGCGACACCACGCCGGCAAACAGCUUGCUGAUGGGGGAUGAGUUGAUGUCCUGCAGAGUGUCGUUGCUGCACACACACACACACACACACACAGGCAUGCACAUGCACACCCCUGCCGAUGCGCAGCUUGUCAAGGUGGUGUGUCUACGCGUGGUUGGCGGCUGGUGGAUCGGUGGAAGACGACGACGGCUUGGAUGGCUGUGGGGGCGGUGGCGACUGGGACGAGAGCCGCCCGAGGCUCUGACAAUACAAUCCAAUACAAUCCAAUGCACCACCAAGCGAGAUAUGCACUCACUCACGCACCCCUCGGCGGUAGAUGCUCUCUUUGUGGAGGUUGUUGAGUAGGUCGAGAAGAAACUCCUGAGGGUCAGACUGCACACCACCGAAGGCAUGACCAGCUGCACACACCACACCACACCACACCACAUCACAUCAUCUGACCUGACUGACACAGAUGUGUUUGUUGUGUGCAGUGCAGUCAUCUGACUGAUCUGUGUGUGCAGGUGAGUGAGGUGACCUCUGCCACGGUGGUCGGGGUGGCUCUGGCUCUGGCUGUUCUCGAACUCCUUGAUGACAGUCUCGAAGAAGGCCGAGGCGUAGAGGGCCGGGAGGGCGGUGUCCUCGCCAGCCAGCGACCCCUUCUCGGGACCCUUGUCGCUCAAACUCUCGGUAUAAGCCACUUGCACAUCUGUCAAACACACACACACACACACACAGAGAGAGAGAGAGAGAUGGAGGUGCUGACGACUGUGCGCGUCUGUGUAUGUGUGUAUCGUCCGUCGCCUACAGUUGUCCCUGUCCUUGUGGUGCUCAAGGAUGGGCUGGCAGAUGUCCCGCAGCCUCUGGGUGCGCUCAUGCUCCUUGUCGAGGGUCGCCUGGUUCUUGGCGCGGUAGAACUCGGCGAAGAUCGCCCGAAAGGCCGCGUGGAAGGGGUAGUGCAGACGGUGCUGUUCCCUCCACUCACGGUCGUACUGCGCCGCAUUGGCCAAACCCUGCCACACGCACACGCACACAACGGGGAGACACACAGAACCGAUUUGUGUGCGUCUCUCGGUUGUGUGUGUGAGGGUCGAAAUCUACCUCUGCCGAUAGCGAGAGGUACUCUGCGAACCACUGUAGCGGCAGCAUUCCCUGGAUCAACUGACGGACACACCACACCACACCACACCAAACCACACCACACCACACCACGUGUGUGUGUGAGUGUGUGUGUGUUGGUUGGGUGUUUGUUUACAUACCGCAUUGAGAUAGCAGUAGUUCUUGAUGUUUUCGAGGCCGCGGGGCUGCCACAGUGGCUCGCCAUCGGGCAGCGCCUCGUCUUCAUCCUACACACACACAGACACAACACAAGCGACGGGCGGAUGGAUGGAUUGUGAGUGCAUCGCUGCAUGCCGGCUGUUUGCCUCACUCACUGACCCGUUUGAGGAUGAGCAGCUCCUUCUCGUAUUCGAGGAUCUUGGACGAUACCGUGGCCAGGUGCGGAAGCCAAUGAGGGUUACAAUCAACCGCCGCACUAGAGCGGCGCCGAACAUAUUGCUCAAACUGACCACACACACACACACAGACAGAGCCAAUACAGAUGACACUCGGCGCCACAGACACACACCUGCCCCGCCAGAACUCACCAAGUGCACGCGCAGCCUCUCGUGGGGCUUGAGGUCGCGCAGUUCCAUGGUGCGGGCAUCCUUGAGGGCGAAGUAGAGGCCUCGUGUGAUGACGCUGAACUGCCCCCCUCUCGCCAUCAAGUUGCACUUGAGGCUGUCCGUCAUCCAGUUGGUCGACAGCAGCCGCGGCUUCUUGGCGAACUCCAUGUCGGCACGGCCCUCCCCGCCCCUCCCCCCUGCGGCGCCAGGGGCCACCACGGCCGAGGGCGUGCCGGGGGGCGGACCCCAGACGGACCCAGAUGACGUCGACUUGGGCGGCGGGGGCGAGGGACCGGGCAGAGACGAAGGCUUGAUGAGCGGCAUUUGCGGCUGCACCACGCUGCCAUCGCCGUACCCGUCCACGCGAAUCAUCCCGUGCGGCACAGUGUGACCGCUCGCACCGGUGGUCCAGGCCUCCUCCAACUCGUGAGAUGAAGUCCCCGCAUCGCCCCCCUGCUGCCGUCCAGUGGCGAUGCCCCUGCCCGCGCCACGCCUGUCACCCAUGCGGCCUGCUGGCGGCGGAAGGACCUUGAGCUCAGCGGGCAUCGGUGGGGCGGGGUAUGGCCCGGCCGGCUUGGGGUCCACACGCAGGAUUUGGGGGGGCGGGUGCGAUGGGGCGACGACCGACGAGGCCGGUGUGCUGACGGGGGGUGUGAGGGAGGGCUCCGGUCGGUCAUCUCUCUCUCUGGAAUGCCUCACGACUCGCACGAAGAAGUGACAGAGUGGCGAGAGUUGUGGGAAGUCGUAGAGCUCGAGCUUGAACCACUUGGCCUUGCGGCCGUUCCAGUCGAGCUUGACCACGAUGUUGUCCCACGUGUGCGGCACCCCGUCCCUCGCCUCGGCCACGUCCUUGUCCUCGGCCGCCUCACACGCCGUCGCCACCGCCUCAGCCAAACCCUGCAUGAACCGCUCGUCGUCUCCACUCACAUACGUCAACAGGGCGCUGGGGGCCGACACAGAUGAGGAGGAGGAGGAGGACGCAGCAGCAGCGGCGAUGGCGGCCUGGCUGGUCUUGCGUGCCUUGUUGUGGUCCUCACAGGCCCUCUUGAUGCGCGAGAGGUACCAGCUGACGACCGACCGCUUGAUGUGGACGCCGCCCUCGGGGCUCUUGGUGUUGUCGAGCAGGCGGGGGUGCUGGAUGAACCAGAUGUCGGUGUCGUCGUCUGCGUCGCUGUCGGAGCACCGCCCGCCGUACUUGGUCACCGGCCGGGGCGACGAGGCACAGGAGCCGGGCGGCACCUCCUCUCUCGGCGGCGCCUCACGCGCCGGUCUGGCCCUCGACUUGUCCCUCUUGUCCUCCUUGCCACCCGCUUCGGGCUUGGGCUUGGGGCGAUGGACGAAGCGGCUGAGCUGCUCGCUCUCGCUUAUGUCGUCCUCCUCCUCGUUGUCUUGCUCGUCAUUGUCCUUGUCGGACGCACCCUGGUCGCCCUCGACCUCCUCGGGUGGCGGGGCCGCAGCGGCCGCUGCUGCCUGGCGUCGCUUGUUCUCCUCCUCCUUCUCCUUCUGCUUGCGGGCCUUGCGGGCCUUCCUGUCCUUCUUGGUCUCCUCGUCGGACAGCUCGACGCCGAGUGCCUUCUGGGCCUCGCGGGCUCGCAGCUCGGCCGCCUGCUGCUUCUCCCUCACGGCCUGUUCAUCCUUGGCGUGGUCGCCCCUGCCCUUGUCCUUCUCGGCCUUGCGCUGCUUCUUCUUCUGGGCCUUCUCGUGCUUCUCGCGCAGCUCCUCACGCUUGACCUCUGAGCGGUUCUUGGCCUUGGACUCCUCACGAGACUCCUCGGGCGACACGCCCAUGGCGAUCUUCGCCAACACCUCUGAACACACGAACCAACGAACAACGAGGGAGGGAGGGGAGGGACACCGCACAGCCAUACAUCCAUCGUGUUGUGCCGUAUUGUGGUGUGGGUGGGGCUGCGUGGCGUGGUGGAGGGGCGGGUGGGUACCCACCGGUGUCCUUUGUGAGUGAGCCCUUCUCAGAGGUGAGCCUGUUGAUUCCCUCGGUGGCUUUCUGUAUCUUGUCGUCGAGGUCGGCGAUGCUGGCGGCGCUCAAGCCCUUCUUGGCCCGAUCUCUCUUGAGUCUGUUGAGUUGCUCCUGCGCAGCCGGCAGCAGCUUCUCGAUGACUUCAAGCCUCUUCUUCUUGAUCUCCAACUCUUUCACACGAUGCGAUUGGUCGUCCUGCAGCACAACGACAGACAGACAGACAGACAGACACUCAUUGGUGGAUGGGCUGUGUGUGUGUUGUGUGGUGCACACCAUUCGUCUGUUGUCGUCCGAGUGGUCGUCGCCCAUGUCGCUGCCGCCGACCAUCAACUGCCAGGUCCUCUCGCCACCACCGCCACACUCCCUUGCCUGAUCCUGGAAAUCCUGAACACACACACACACACACACACGACACACGACACGUGAGCGAUGCGCGUGAUGCCCUGCCCCCCCUCUGUGCAAACAUGUCUGUCUGUCUGUGUGUGUGUGUGUGUGUCUGUCUGUCUUUCUUUCUUUCUUUCUUUCUCAGUGGCUGGCUCACUGACUGACCAUAUGGAGUAUUUUGUUGAUGAUGAGUUUGACGAGUGUGAGGAGGAUCUUCUUGGUCUCGACCUUGGAGCGGCCGAAGGGCAGCUUCUUCUUGCGCCACUUCUCGCCCUUGCACUUGAGGGCGUCCUCCGCCCACUCCUCGAACUGCCGGCGGCCGCUCUCCUCGUCCUGGGCGCUGGGCUCCUUGGGGGCCGUCCCCGUCGCAUUGAGAAACAUGUCGACGUUGCCCUUCCCCAUGUCGGCAAUGACGCGACGCAAGUGCAAGUUGAUGAUGCGGCUCCAGUUCUGCUCGGCCCGUUGGCGCGCCUCCCGCACGCGCUGCUUCAUGAUCUCGGUGGCAGCCUCGAUGGCCUCGGGCAUGUUCCACUGUUGGUCGAUGUAGUUGGUGGCGUGGUGGCAGAUGGUCUUGAUGAGCUCGCUGUCCUCCUGCUCGACCAUCAUGCGAUCCACGACCUGCCCAAGGUCCUCAAGGUACUGCCGCUCCUCCUCCUUGGCCGCCUGCUCCUUCCGGCUCGUCUUGGUCUUGCGGCUGCUCAGCACCUCGCUCUCCUCAUCGGCCUCUUCACGCUCCUUGUCCUUGUCCUUGUCAUCAUCCUCGCCACGAACGACCGCAGACGACGCCGCCCCCCUCCCGCCGCUGCCGUUCCUCCUGCCGUCCUGCGUGCGUUUCUCGUGGUAGUUGGCGACGAGGCGCUUGACGUGGUCGUGGAGCUGCACCUGCUGGUUGUGCGCCCGCUCCAUGUGCAGGCGGUUGUUGAACGCCUCGGGGUGGAAGCGCCGCAUGGAGGCCUCCAGCGUGAUGCACUGCCGGAUCCGACGCGCACCCUCAGCGUCGUCCUCGGAGUCGUUGACGGCCUCGCGCAUGUCCGGGUGGAGAUGGAUGUGGCGAUUGAGGCUGCGGAGGUGGUCACGGUGAGGGGGCAGGCGGCCGUCCCGGUCACGCAGGUUCAGGAAGUCCUCAAGUCCAUCGUCAUCAUCGCUCUCCGUGUCGUCCCCUCCGUCCCCGUUCUCAUCAUCAUCAGAAUAGUGGGGGGAAUCGUCGGGGCGCCUCUCGGGCUGCCGCCGCCCGCUGGGGGGACGGGCCUCAUUCUCUGUCUCGGGGACCGUCGACGUCUCGUCCGGGGCGUCGGCGGCGUCGUGGUACUCGUUGUUGUCAUUCUCGAAAUCGUCGAAGGCGUCAUCGAAGGGGUCAUGGAACUCCUCGCCAACGCCAACGCCAACGCCACCGCCACCACCCACACCCGACCGGCGCUGCCCUGCGCGGUCUGGCCGACUGCCCAACACCCCGCCGCCCAUCGAGGGCAGGAAGUUGCCCACCGAUGUGUAGGGUGCUGCACGGGGGUAGAUGGUGGGGGGUGCGGGAGGGACAGGCCGUGUGGGGAUGGGGUGAGGGAAGGCAGGCAGGCCCGGUGCUCUCGUCGACCCCAACAGAGGGUCCAUCCCCGAUUGGCUGUCGGGAGUGUCGUUGACCUCAUCCUCAGGGUGCCAAUCUGGACCAUACAGAUCCUCGGGGGGGCCGUCCAGACGCGACAGUGACUCGUUCGCUUCUGGAGGCCUGAUCCUCGCCGAAUGGAUCAUGGUGUCCACCAGCCGUGGAAUAUCCCUAUCCGAAUGGAUCAUGGUGUCCACGAACCGUGGAAGAUCCCUCUGCGGGUUCCCGUGCAUGAGCGCCGCUUGGAGGGUUCCCCUCGGCCGGUCUACCAGCUGGGCCGCAAAGCGAAUGAGUUCUUCCGCGGUUUCAGGAUCAAUGGCCCGAGCAGCCUCCGAGGCCUCCCUCCUGUCCCUCCCCCGCCUCUCGUCAGACCGGUCGCGACGAGUGCCAUCAGCACGACCCGUACGCUCGCCCACGAGACUCCCAUUUUGAGCUGUGGGUGAUGCCCUCUGAGCUCCUGUGGGUGAUGCGCCCGUAUCCCCGCCAGCAGGUGAGCCAGGAGGGGGCUGGGCCGGACGCCCCAACAGGAGGGGGAUGUGGGGGGCAGACUCCUCCUCCUCCUCCGCCGUUGAAGACUCAACUGGUGGCGGUGCGGCGGGCGUCUCCUGCGCAGACUUGCUGCCGCGGCCCUGAGGAUGCUUGCCGUUGCUGUCCUGGCGGAGCUUGCCUCGCAGAUUCAUGUCGAAUGAGGAUGCCGCGAUCGAGAUGCGAGCGCCCUCGCCCCUGCGCGUCGACCCCGAGCCAUUUCGCGCAGACGAGGGGGCUGCUCGAUCUCCCGUUCCGUUGAUCAGGCACGAGCCCGCCUCGUCGGCCUUCUUGCCUACUGCUGCCGCCCCGUCGCUGGGCCGUUUGGCGCGACUGGAGAUGCCGACAUCGUCGUCAGGCUCGCUAUCGAGCUCCUCACGGCCCGACAUGUCAUGUCUGGACGGAUGGGCUGGCCCAUGGUGGGCGCCGCCACCAUCCAUCCCCACGACAUAGACCUGCUCCGUCACGGGACCACCCCGGCUGACGGCAGGGACGUGGGCCGCCUUGUCAUCCGAGGCCGGCCGCUUGGGUGCAAACGUAUCGGCCGGUGCUGCGAUGUUGUGCGAGGCCAUGGCGGCCGUGAUAGCCGGCGGCGACCUGUCGUCAUCAGCGGCUCGAUACGAGCGCUUGCCCGUCACUGCCCGGUCUGUCGGCCGCCCGGCCUCCCGCUUCAGGCCGGCCUCAGUGCUGAUUGUGGAUGCGGCAGGGAGGCCGCUGAGCAUGCUGGAGGGGCUGGAGAGGCUGGCGCCUGAACGGGACGUGCCCUCGCCGUCAAUGGUCGACAGGUGAGGUGAGACGAGCGACUCCAGCUCCUCUGAGGGGUGGCGGUGGGCCCUCGGAGGCUCCAACUGCAACAAUGACUCAUCUUCAGCUACAGGACCGCGCGGCCGCCCGACAGCAGGCAGCUGCGUCUCGACUACGGCACUCGACUCGACAGGGGUCUGCUCCUCGUCCUCCUCCACUCCAUCACCCUCACCCGCACCCUCUCCCGCCUCUCCUGUGGCGUCCUUCCGCUCGUUGGGCUGCUCCUCCUCGCUGGCACCGAGUGGAUGCGGGGAGAGUGAGGCGCUUGCGUCUGGUGCGUGUGGUGGGGCGGGGGAGGGGGGAGUUGCCGCCUCGUUGACGGUGUCUUGUGGGGGGAUGUCGUCACUGUCCGUCACGUCCAUACUAUCGGGUGCAUCGUCAGCACGCGGCUCGCCCAUUAACUCAGCUCCUCCGACCGCACCUGCACCACACCACACCACACCACAUCACAAGACACAGUCAAUGUGUGACCGACGGUGUCUGCCGCACGUGUGUGUCGGUCACCCACCUUCUGAGAGGGCCAUGGCGUCCGUCUGCCGCUCCUGUUCAGGAUGCACCUCUUGGUCCAGCUGGUCGAGCAGAGGGAGGGCGGGCGGCGCCGGCUCACCAGUCUCAACCAAUGGGGAGGAAGAGUCGGGACCAGGACCAGACCCAUCACCGACACCAAACGACUCGUCCUGGUCAUCGGACUCCUCCUCGUCAUCCUCCUCAUCUUCGUCCGCGUCGUCGCCGUCACUGCUGGUGUCCUCCUCGCCGUGUGCCCCGUCGUCGUCCGCCUCAGCCGCCACAUCAUCGAUGCCCUCAUCUUCAUCCUCCUGCUGAUCUUCCCUGCCAUCUGUGUCUGUGUGCGCGUAGGGCUGUGGCGUCACUGUGGCAUCUGGUGGCUGGGCGGGGAUGUGCUCCUGCGUCUCCUCGUCGGACUCGUCGGACGAGUCGAGGUCCUCAUCGCCCUCGCCGUCCUCCGCUAUCGCAUCCGCAUGGUCGGCGAAAUGCAU